Molecule: messenger RNA, 4678 nt
Organism: Megachile rotundata (alfalfa leafcutting bee)
Lineage: Eukaryota; Metazoa; Arthropoda; Insecta; Hymenoptera; Megachilidae
Gene: Duox
Product: dual oxidase
Biological process (GO): superoxide anion generation; defense response; response to oxidative stress
Cellular component (GO): plasma membrane; NADPH oxidase complex
Molecular function (GO): heme binding; calcium ion binding; superoxide-generating NAD(P)H oxidase activity
Source: RefSeq, a predicted model, not a curated record
UGGUUCUGUGGUGACGAUGAUCAGACGACGACCACCGAGGGGAUACUCGCCGCUACUCUACUCGCUGAUCUGGCUGAUUUGGAUCGUCCUGCCUGCUGGAACCGGAGUACUGCACAGUCAUGCCGACAAACAGAGAUACGACGGAUGGUACAACAACCUCGCUCAUCCGGAUUGGGGAUCAAUCGACAGCAGGCUGAUACGAAAGAUGCCAGCAGCCUAUUCCGAUGGGGUGUACAUGCUGGCGGGACAAGACAGACCUUCACCAAGGAAAUUAAGUCAAUUGUUCAUGCAAGGUGAUGACGGUAUUCCUUCGGUGAAGAACAGAACAGCGUUGUUCGCUUUUUUCGGGCAACUGGUCACGUCAGAAAUAAUCAUGGCCAGCGAAAGCGGCUGCCCGAUAGAGUAUCAUCGGAUCGAUGUGGAUAAGUGCGAUCCGGUUUUCGACAAGGAGUGCCAAGGUAACAAGUACAUUCCCUUCCGUCGGGCGGAUUACGAUCGGCAAACUGGACGGAGCCCUAACAGCCCUCGGGAACAGAUAAACAAAGUGACGAGCUGGAUCGACGGUAGCUUCAUUUAUUCGAGCAGCGAAGCAUGGGCGAACACUAUGAGAUCCUUCAAGAAUGGCAGCCUCCUCAUGGAACCCACGAGGAAAUUUCCUGUGAGAAACACCAUGCGUGCUCCACUUUUUAAUCAUGCUGUGCCGCACGUGAUGAGAAUGCUCAGCCCUGAACGUCUUUACCUUCUUGGAGAUCCACGAACAAAUCAACACCCACCGUUACUCGCAUUGGGAAUAUUGUUUUACCGAUGGCACAACGUUCUUGCAGCUCAUAUACAACAAGAAAAUCCAAACAUGUCUGACGAAGACAUCUUUCAGAAAGCUCGACGAUUGGUUAUAGGCACUCUUCAGAACAUUAUUUUGUACGAGUACAUUCCUGUACUUCUGAACGAAGAUGUUCCUCCUUACACUGGCUACAAGUCGGACCUACACCCAGGAAUCAGUCACAUAUUCCAAAGCGCCGCUUUCCGAUACGGACACACUCUGAUACCGCCUGGUAUAUAUCGUCGCGAUGAAAAUUGUGAAUACAGGAGAACCAAUACCGAUCAAGCAGCGAUACGACUGUGUUCCACCUGGUGGGACUCGAAUGAAGUGCUAACCAACAGCACGAUCGAGGAGCUAAUCAUGGGUAUGAGUUCCCAGUUAUGCGAGAAAGAAGACAACCUCCUCGGCACCGACAUCAGGAACAACCUCUACGGGCCCAUGGAAUUCUCCCGCAGAGAUCUAGGCGCCCUCAACAUCAUGCGAGGAAGAGACAACGGUCUCCCAGACUACAACACUGCCAGAGCACACUUCAAGUUACCUCGCAGAAAAACGUGGAACGAAAUCAACCCAGAAUUGUUCAACAAGAACCCGUCACUCUUGCGGACAUUAGUAGAGAUACACUCGAAUAAUUUGAAUAACGUGGACGUAUAUGUUGGGGGUAUGUUAGAGUCUAGUGCUGGUCCAGGUGAACUGUUCUCGGCGGUGAUUAAAGAGCAGUUCCUUCGUUUGAGAGACUCGGAUAGGUUUUGGUUCGAGAACACGGAGACUGGAAUUUUCACGAAAAGCGAAAUCGAGGAGAUUCGUCGCGUUACCUUGUGGGACGUAAUAGUCAACGCGACUGGGAUACCACCGGAUGCUAUCCAGAGAAAUGUGUUCACCUGGGAAGAGGGAGAUCCGUGCCCUCAACCGUACCAGUUGAAUUCUACCAUGUUAGAAUCAUGCAUUCCACUACAACGUUAUGAUUAUUUCGAGGGAAGCGAGCUGGUGUACAUAUACGCCUGCAUCUUUCUGGGUUUCGUGCCCAUCCUGUGUGCCGGUGCCGGCUACGGAUUAGUCAAGCUACAAAACCGACGAAGAAGACGCCUGAAGAUCCUUCAAGAGGCGAUACAAAAGCGCAGCGAUGGCAAGAUCUGCGUGGAUAAGAUGGUCGUACGAGAAUGGCUGCACGCGAACCAUCGUCGGUUGGUCAAGGUGAAAUUCGGCCCGGAAGCCGCUCUGCACAUCGUCGAUCGUAAAGGGGAGAAACUACGCACGUUCGAUUUCAACGAUGUGAACACCGUUGCCAUGGAGGAGUCUCAGGAGAACGAGAAUGGGCAUCGAAAGGCGUUGGUACUGUUACGAAUACCUCGAGACUACGACCUUGUCCUUGAACUGGAUUCCCUGGCUUCACGUAGAAAGUUUAUUGCGAAAUUGGAAGCAUUUCUGGCAUCCCAUAAGAAGCAUUUCACAAUGUCCCAAGUGGGGCGAGACAUUAUGCUAGCAAAGGCGGAAACGAAGGAGCGACGCCAGAAGAAACUCGAGCAGUUCUUUAGGGAAGCUUAUGCUUUGACGUUCGGUCUACGACCUGGUGAAAGGCGACGACGAUCAGAAGAUAGCGACAGCGGUGAAGUGGUCACCGUGAUGAGAACCUCGCUUUCUAAAAGCGAGUUCGCCAGUGCACUCGGCAUGCGGGCAGAUGCGGUUUUCGUGAAAAAAAUGUUCAACAUCGUCGACAAAGAUCGGGAUGGACGUAUUUCGUUUCAGGAAUUCUUAGACACCGUUCUGCUGUUCUCUCGAGGGAAGACCGAGGAUAAACUCAGAAUAAUAUUCGACAUGUGUGACAAGGACAGCAACGGAGUGAUUGACAAAGAAGAAUUAUCAGAGAUGCUUAGAUCUUUAGUGGAAAUCGCGCGAACGACCAGUCUGUCCGACGAUCACGUCACGGAGUUGAUCGACGGAAUGUUCCAAGAUGCUGGCCUAGAAAGGAAAGACUACUUGACCUACAACGACUUCAAGUUGAUGAUGAAAGAAUACAAAGGCGAUUUCGUGGCGAUCGGUCUCGAUUGCAAAGGUGCGAAGCAAAAUUUCCUCGACACGUCGACGAAUGUGGCUCGCAUGACGGGUUUCCAUAUCGAUACACUUCCUCCUGAGGACUCGAAGAGUUGGGCACGCAAGCAGUGGGACGCUGUGUCCACAUUCCUCGAGGAAAAUCGACAGAAUAUAUUUUACCUGUUCGUGUUUUACGUCACCACUAUUGCUCUCUUCGUUGAGAGAUUUAUCUAUUAUUCAUUUAUGGCCGAACACACGGAUCUGAGACACAUAAUGGGAGUUGGAAUUGCCAUAACCAGAGGAUCUGCAGCUGCCCUGUCUUUUUGCUACAGUCUACUCCUUUUAACGAUGUCUCGUAAUCUGUUAACCAAACUCAAAGAAUUCUCCAUUCAACAGUAUAUUCCUUUGGACUCUCACAUACAGUUCCAUAAAAUUGCCGCGUGCACCGCGCUGUUCUUUUCCGUUUUACAUACAGUGGGUCACAUGGUCAAUUUUUAUCACAUUUCAACGCAACCACUUGCUCAUCUUCGAUGUUUGACUAGCGAGAUCAGCUUUCCCAGCGAUGCUCGUUUGACGAUCUCAUUUUGGCUUUUUAGGACUGUGACAGGUUUAACUGGAAUCCUUCUGUUCGUCGUGAUGACGAUAAUCUUCGUCUUCGCUCACCCUACUAUCCGUCAAAAAGCAUACAAAUUUUUCUGGUCGACUCACAGUUUGUACGUCGUGUUGUAUGCGUUGUGUCUGAUUCACGGAUUAGCUCGUUUAACGGGUUCACCGAGGUUCUGGAUAUUCUUUGUUGGCCCCGCCAUCAUUUACUCCCUUGACAAGGUGGUGAGUCUUCGAACCAAGUACAUGGCGUUAGACAUCAUCGAAACAGAGCUGUUACCAUCAGACGUCAUCAAAAUCAAAUUCUACAGACCUCCCAAUUUAAAGUAUCUAUCCGGACAGUGGGUGCGUAUCUCGUGUACCGCCUUCAGGUCCAACGAGUUCCAUUCGUUCACCCUAACCUCGGCACCACACGAGAACUUCCUGUCGUGUCACAUCAAAGCGCAAGGACCAUGGACCUGGAAACUGCGCAAUUACUUUGAUCCUUGCAACUAUAACCCAGAAGACGAGCACCCGAAAAUUAGAAUAGAAGGACCAUUCGGAGGAGGCAAUCAAGACUGGUACAAGUUUGAAGUUGCCGUUAUGGUCGGCGGUGGCAUUGGAGUCACUCCUUAUGCGUCCAUGCUCAACGACCUCGUUUUUGGAACUUCAACCAACAGAUAUUCAGGGGUUGCUUGUAAAAAGGUUUAUUUCUUGUGGAUUUGUCCCUCACACAAACAUUUCGAGUGGUUCAUCGACGUACUCAGGGACGUGGAGAGGAAGGAUGUUACGGACGUUUUAGAAAUUCAUAUAUUUAUCACGCAAUUCUUUCACAAGUUUGACUUACGUACUACUAUGUUGUACAUCUGCGAGAAUCAUUUCCAGAGGCUAUCCAAGAAAAGCAUUUUCACUGGGCUGAAAGCCAUCAAUCACUUUGGUCGACCCGACAUGACUUCCUUCUUAAAGUUUGUUCAGAAGAAACAUAGCUACGUCAGUAAAAUAGGAGUAUUUAGCUGCGGACCACGCCCACUAACGAAGAGCGUGAUGUCAUCUUGCGACGAAGUGAACAAGGGUCGUCGUUUGCCGUAUUUCAUUCAUCAUUUCGAAAACUUUGGCUAGUCUGAUCGACGGAGAAGAAGAACGAUGGACUCUAUCAUGAAUCUCAUGGAAUUCUGUCGAGUGUACAUAUUUAUGCGUGUACGCGCAUCCCUUAUUUAUAACGAUUAUUAUAUUUCUUAUUUAUGACCA